CGGGGCGAGGUUCCCGCCGGUGGCUCCCCGGGCGCAGCGGCCUGCAGAGGCGGCGCAGGCGCCCAGCGCUAGCGCUGCCGCCGAGCCGCAGGCGGGAGGCGGAGCCCGGCUGGGACUGCUGCCCUCAGCCCCUUCCCCCGCCGGCGGCGGCGGGGGCUCGCGGUAGCUUCCGGGAUGCGGCUGCUUCUGCUGCUUGCGGCCUGUUGGGGGCGGGGGGCGUUGUCUGGCAGCCCCCCCGGCCCGGCGGCGCACAGCCUGCGGGGGAGCUGGCGGCUGGGCAGCGGGAACGGCUCGCUGGUGCUGAGCGGGGACGUGCCCGGCUGCGUUCACACGGCCUUACUCCGCCAGGGCCUCAUCCAGGAUCCUUACUAUAGGUUUAAUGACCUGGCCUACAGAUGGAUCUCCUUGGAUAACUGGACUUACAGCAGGACAUUCAAAGCCCCUUUUGAUGUCAGCAAAUGGCAGAAAGUGAAUUUGGUUUUCGAGGGAGUAGAUACAGUAGCACAAAUCCUGAUCAAUAAUGUCACUGUUGGGAGAACGGACAACAUGUUCAACAGAUAUAGCUUUGAUAUUACCAGUGUGAUCAAGGAGGUCAAUUUUAUUGAGGUCCGUUUCUUAUCAGCCAUUUCAUAUGCAGCAGAGCAGAGCAGAUCUCACAGCGCAUACAGUGUGCCUCCACAGUGCCCUCCACCUGUGCAGAAAGGGGAGUGCCAUGUUAAUUUCAUCAGAAAGGAACAAUGUUCGUUCAGUUGGGACUGGGGUCCCUCUUUUCCCACUCAAGGAAUUUGGAAAGAUGUUAGAAUUGAAGCCUAUAACCUUUGUCACCUGAUCUACUUCACUUUGACCCCCAGCUAUGUGAAGAGUGCUCAGCAGUGGAGUCUUGAAAUAGAGUCUGUUUUUGAUGUAGUCAGCUCAAAGCCAGUUGUUGGUCUCAUGACAGUGAACAUUCCUAAGUUGCAAACACAGCAAACAUAUACUGCAGAACUUCCUCCUGGAGAAGGCAGAAUUGUGCUGCUCGUAAACAUCAAUAAGAGUGCUACAGUGCAGACUUGGUGGCCUAGUGGCCAUGGAAACCAAACUGGAUAUGACAUGACAACAACUUUCAACAUGGGGGCAGGAUACAAGAUUGAGAAAUUUUCAAAGGCUUAUUUUCGAACAGUGGAACUGGUUGAGGAGCCUAUACCUGGUUCACGAGGUCUGAGUUUCUACUUCAGGAUCAACGGACUCCCCAUCUUCAUUAAGGGAUCCAAUUGGAUUCCAGCAGAUUCUUUCCAAGAUAGAGUUUCCUCUGAUCUGUUAAAGCUCAUCUUGCAGUCCACAGUUGAUGCUAACAUGAAUGCGCUUCGUGUAUGGGGAGGAGGAGUAUAUGAGCAAGAUGAAUUCUAUGAUACCUGCGAUGAACUAGGAAUAAUGAUUUGGCAGGAUUUUAUGUUUGCAUGUGCCCUUUACCCAACUGACCAGAACUACUUAGAAUCAGUAAGAGCAGAAGUUACUCAUCAGGUAAAGAGAUUAAAAUCUCACCCAUGCAUCAUUUUAUGGAGUGGAAACAAUGAAAAUGAGGCAGCAAUUACAGGCAACUGGUUCUCCAUACCACAUGCUGAGAUGAAAGUUUAUUUCAAAGACUAUGUGACACUUUAUGUGAAGAACAUCCGAGAAAUUGUUCUUGCUGAGGAUAAGAGUCGUCCUUAUAUUACAUCCAGUCCCACAAAUGGCAAGGAGUCUGUUAAAGAAGGCUGGCUCUCCCAAAAUCCUUAUGACACCCAUUAUGGUGACACUCACUUUUAUGAUUACCUCAGUGACUGCUGGAACUGGACAGUGUAUCCUAAAACUCGGUUUGCCUCAGAGUAUGGAUUUCAGUCCUGGCCCUCUUUUAGUACAUUGGAAAAGGUCUCCUCUACAGAGGACUGGUCUUAUACAAGUCAUUUCUCCCUCCAUCGACAGCACCAUGCAGCUGGUAACGACCAAAUGCUUCAUCAGGCUGGACUUCACUUCAAGCUGCCCCAGAACACAGAUCCUCUACAACGAUUCAAAGAUACGAUUUACCUUACUCAGGUUAUGCAAGCCCAGUGUAUAAAGGCAGAAACGGAGUUCUAUCGGCGUAGUCGAAGUGAGAUAACCAAUGGAGAGGGACAUACAAUGGGAUCACUCUACUGGCAGCUCAAUGAUAUCUGGCAGGCCCCUUCAUGGGCUUCUCUAGAGUAUGGGGGCAAGUGGAAAAUGCUCCAUUACUUUGCCCAGCAUUUCUUUGCCCCACUGCUGCCUGUGGGAUAUGAAGAUGACGGCGUGCUGUACAUCUACGGUGUGUCGGAUCUUCAUUCAGACUGUGAGUUGACGCUCCAAGUCAUUGUGCACCAGUGGAGUUCUAUGGAGCCAGUGUGUACCCUUGCUAAAGAGGGUGUGACCCUUAAGGCAGGGAGUGCUGCCCCAAUUUACAAGGAGCCCGUAAAUGACCUGCUGAAAAGAUGUGGGAAUUGUACCAGGCAAAGCUGUGUUGUCACUUUUUACCUUAUGGGAAAAGGCGAUCUCCAUAGUUCUGGCAACUCUCACUUCCUAUCUUCGCUGAAGGAUGCGGUGGGAUUGGAGAAAGCACAGCUCAGUGCCACUAUUUCUCAGCAAGGUGACCUGUAUGUUUUUGUUCUGCAAACCACAGCAAUCACUCCUUUUGUUUGGCUGGAUGUAGGUAAUAUACCAGGGAGGUUUAAUGACAACGGCUUUCUCAUGACUGAGAAGAGAAAAGUUGUGGUGUUUUAUCCGUGGGAGCCUAUCCGCAUUGAGGAACUCGAAAAAUCACUCAGCUUGACUUCACUGAUGGACAUUUACUGAGGAAAUCCCAUGUCCUUUAUAGGAAAUGCUUUCUGUAGUGGUAGCAGAAUAGAAACUGGAAAACUUCAAAGGAGUAUUAAUAGGGCUCCGUGUUUGUCACAGAGGUUGCAGAAGUCACGGAUUCGGUGACUUUCUGUGACCUCCAUGACUUCUGUGGUGGUCAGUGUGGCUGACCCCAUGGCUGCCCAAGCAGCUGGCUCCGGGGACAGCCACAUUGGCUGCUGCUGGAGAGGCUCUGAAGCCAGCCGCUUGGGCCAGCAGCAGCCCACACUAGACAUGUGCCCACAGCAGUGGCCCCUCCCCUGUGGUUC
Dermochelys coriacea (leatherback sea turtle) is the source of this 3134-nucleotide messenger RNA. RefSeq names its product mannosidase beta (gene MANBA). The record is from RefSeq and is a predicted model, not a curated record. Bases 175 to 2823 code for a protein of 882 amino acids. NCBI's taxonomy places the organism in Eukaryota, Metazoa, Chordata, Testudines, Dermochelyidae. Gene Ontology annotation, molecular function: beta-mannosidase activity. The transcript is spliced from 17 exons. Gene Ontology annotation, biological process: glycoprotein catabolic process; carbohydrate metabolic process.